GUAAAAUUCCUCCUUCCCGUUAGCGCAACAGUUGUUUGGAUUGUUUGUCAACUUGUUUAGAACAUACCACCACUUUAUUGGAAUUAUUUGUUGCGAUCUGAGUUCUCGCCAAGGGGGAACCUUCAGUCAAUGUCUCAGAUUGUGUGAAUAAAUUUAUUAAACUCACAAUCAGUUUGUGCUGUUACCAUUAUGAGUUCAAGAAAGCAGAAACGAAGAAGUGACAACAAUUUUUCAGAGGCGCUAUGGCAAGCAGCCGUAUCCAAGGAUACAGAGAAAGUACACAAGUUGAUUGCUAAGCAUGCUAAUAUGUCUGUCACUGCUGAAAAUGGUUAUGAUCAGUGUACACCACUUCACUGGGCAGCUAGCCAGGGUGACUUAUCAAUAGUGAAGCUAUUGUUGGAAAGUGGAGCCGAUAUCAAUGCACAGACAACAGAGCACGGUUUGAUGCCAGUUCAUGAAGCGGCUAUCAAUGGACACAGCGAUGUUGUUGAAUACCUUCUUUUGCAUGGUGCUUCACUGGAAGGACGAGACACCAAGUAUUUCUUUACUCCACUGCUAUGGUCUGCUCAGUAUGGUCACCAUAAAACAGUCAGAACACUGUUAAAACAUGGUGCUAGCGUCACUGCUUGCGAUAGCAAGCAAGGACAGACUUCUCUUCAUUUGGCAGCUGCACGAGGUCAUUGUAAAGUCAUUGAGUUGUUGAUUGAUAAGGGUGCCAAUGUAAUUGCAAGGGACUCUGAGGUUCGAGCCACUCCACUUCAUGCUGCAGCUAGUAGCGGUGAUGUAGAUGCGGCUGAAUUACUAUUGCAAUAUGGUGCUGAUAUUAAUGCUAAGAACAAGAGUGGUAACACAGCAUUACAUGUUGCUGCAUGGUUUGGUCAUCCAGACAUUGUACACCUACUGAUAUCAGAACAAGCCGAUCUCACAGUCACAAACAAGUAUGCAAGAACACCUCAGGACACUGCCAGGGAGUCUAACCAAUAUAAAUCCAAAUCCACUAGAGCGCAAGUCAUUAAAAUGCUGGAUUCAGCCAACAAGGUCAUGAAAUUACAUGAAGCAACUUCAAGUGGAGACGUUCAUCAAGUCAAACAAUUCAGUUCAGGCUUAAAAGAUGGUGUCAAUGUUAUGCUAGAAGUGGAUUAUGAAAAUACAAAUGACAGUGACAAGCAGACUCCGCUCCAUAAAGCUGCUGAGAGAGGUGAUGGUGAUGUCAUUAAUGUGUUAAUAGAUAAUGGCGCUGAUGUCGAUGUCAAGACACCACAAUGGGGUUAUACAGCGCUGCAUAGAGCAUCUCAUUUCGGACACACCAAAGCAGUGAAGACACUGUUAAAAAAUAACGCAGACACUGAAGUUAGAGACUAUGUGCAUGGGGCGACACCACUACAUAUUGCUGCCAAUAGUAACCAUGACGAAACUACUGAUGUCCUUCUGAAGUAUGAUGCAUAUAUAGAUGCCCAAGACAAGUAUGGCUACACACCAUUACACAGAGCUGCUCUCCAUGGUCAUAUUCAGACAUGUAAAGUGCUUAUAAACUGUGGUGCUAAUGUAGAGGUCAGAAAUGAUAUGCAUGAUCAAACACCUCUUCACUUAGCAGUCGUCCAUGGACAUGAACAUGUGGCUGAACUCUUGGUUAAACAUCAUGCAAGAAUUGAUUCAGAAAAUAAGGAUGGUAACACUAUGCUGCAUUUGGCAGCUGCUCACAACUGCUAUAACUUUGCAGAGCAAUUAGUAUUAGACAUAUUUCCUCUGCUAAUAUCAUAUGCGGAUGUACAAAACAAGGAUGGAGACACACCAUUACAUCUCGCUGCUAUGUUUGGUAAUGUGGCUAUAAUACGAAUACUCGUGUUGUAUGGUUGCCAACUCAAUAUUGUUAACUGCGAUGGGAUCACUGCAAGAGAGCUAAUUAAACUAUCACCACAGUAUAAAACUGACAAAGACAGACAAAGAGCAUUAAAGAUAUUCCAUGUCGCCAAGGAAGCACAGGGAGAAUUAUUGACUGCUGUGUUCUUAGUAAUUGCUAAGAAAUAUCACAUGAAGUGGCCAGCGUUGGCCAAAAAACUCAACAUCUUGAACUAUGAAAUUAAGUGCAUUGCUGAGAAUCAUGCAGAUGACUCUGAGAAACAGUGUUAUGAAAUGCUGGUCCUUUGGAGCCUCAAGAACUUCUAUGACACUAAUUUAUUCCAGAAGUUGCUUAAAAUCUUAAGGAAGUGGAAAAACAGGAAAUUAAUUGAGCAAGUGAUUGUGAAACAUCACGAAAGAAUGGGAAUAGUGUUCAAGAAACACAAAAUAUGA
Molecule: messenger RNA, 2292 nt
Organism: Saccoglossus kowalevskii
Lineage: Eukaryota; Metazoa; Hemichordata; Enteropneusta; Harrimaniidae
Biological process (GO): signal transduction
Molecular function (GO): protein binding
Source: RefSeq, a predicted model, not a curated record